GGAUUUUUUCAUUUGAAAUGAGAUGUUUUGGCGUCCUGGACACCCAGAAUGAAUCAGGGACGGAAAACAAGAGCUUUGUUUGCUUUCUAAAGGCAAAGUUUUUCUUUUCUUUCUAUCUGAACAUGCUCAAAAUACACAGCUGAGUGUUGUUUAUACGUUCUGCUUGUCCAGGGUGCUAAAAUACCUCAUUUCAAAUGAAAAAAUCCAAAAAAUUCCAAGUCAAAAAAAGUCGGUAUUUUCGGUAUCGGUAUAUACCGAAGUUCGAUAUUUUUGGUAUUCGGUAUACCGAUACCGGUGCAUACCUAAUGGUGAUCAUUGAAUCAAAGAGUUUAAAAUCAAAGCAUAUUUUUCUUGUUUUAUUAUAGGUCAAGCACUUGGAGAAAUAAUGGCCAAUUAUUUUGUUAAUCCAACAUUAUUACGUGUAGUGCGUGUUGCACGUGUUGGUAGAAUUUUGAGAUUGGUUAAAGGUGCAAAAGGUAUUCGUACAUUGUUAUUUGCAUUAGCCGUUAGUAUGCCAGCAUUAUUCAAUAUUGGCUUGUUAUUAUUUUUGGUUAUGUUUAUCUAUUCAAUAUUUGGAAUGUCAUUUUUUGCCUAUGUAAGAAAAUCAGCAGGUGUCACUGAUUUGUUUAAUUUCGAAACAUUUCCAAAUUCAAUGAUAAUUCUAUUCCAAAUGUGUACAAGUGCUGGAUGGUCGGGUGUAUUGACAGCAUUAACCAACGAUCAUGCACCGGAUUGUAAUAGUACAAUACAGUCUCCAUCCCAUCGGGGAGACUGUGGCAACACGGGAAUUGCAGUCCCGUUUCUUGUUUCGUAUUUGAUAAUUAGUUUUUUAGUUGUUGUUAAUAUGUACAUAGCUGUGAUAUUAGAAAAUUUUAGUCAAGCUCAAGAAGAUGUUCAACAAGGUCUGACUGAUGAUGAUUACGACAUGUACUAUGAAAAAUGGCAAAAAUUAGAUCCAGCGGGCACUCAAUUUAUACUCUAUGAUCAAUUAUCUGAUUUUGUUGAUGAAUUAGAAGAACCAUUACGUAUACCAAAACCAAAUCAUUUGCUAUUGGUAGCCAUGGAUCUGCCAAUAUGUGAACAUGAGCGCGUUCAUUGUGUCGAUAUUCUUGAUGCUUUAACAAAAUAUUUUCUCGGCACAUUAGAUGUACAUGGUAGUACGGUACUGACACCGAUUGAUAUUAAAAAAGAUCGUCCAAAAGAUUAUAAUCCAGUGACAACAACGUUAAAACGUCAACGAGAGCAAUAUUGUUCUCGAUUAGGUGCACGUGCAUUUCAUCGUAACGUUAAACGAAAAUGUUUCGAACGUGCACAACGUGAACCAAUUUUAGAGCGUGCAACAAUCGAUGAAUUAUUACUUGAUCCUGAUUCAUCAACUUCUCCGUCACUAUCACCUCUUCAAAUGACAAAUAAUCAUCCAUUUAUAUGUUUUGAUACAAAUCAACAUCAGACCAUCACGAUGAUACAUCCGAAUAAUAUUUUCCAACAAAAAAAUGGAUAA
Messenger RNA from Didymodactylos carnosus, 1501 nucleotides. NCBI's taxonomy places the organism in Eukaryota, Metazoa, Rotifera, Eurotatoria, Philodinida, Philodinidae. The record is from the annotation of a GenBank genome assembly.